Molecule: messenger RNA, 1374 nt
Organism: Oppiella nova
Lineage: Eukaryota; Metazoa; Arthropoda; Arachnida; Sarcoptiformes; Oppiidae
Source: the annotation of a GenBank genome assembly
AUGAUAAUUUUAGGCUACUACGCGGGUCACCGCCCGGUGCUCACGGUAGCCGAGCCCGAGCUCAUCAAAUCCAUACUAAUCCGUGACUUUAACUCGUUUACUGACCGUAUUGUCAGUCGUCCCAAAGACUCCAAACAGGCCCGCAGUAUAUCGCAAGCUUGUGGGGACGACUGGCGCCGCCUGAGACAUAUAAUCAGCCGGGCCUUCACUACGGGACGUAUGAAACGCAUGUACCCGUCCAUCAGGCAAUGCCUACGCGACUUCCAGACUCAUUUGGACGCCUGUGCUCAGGAUCGUAGGCCAUUAAAUGUCAUGGAGAUGUUUGGCAAUUUCAGCAUGGACGUAAUGGCUACCUGCGCGCUUGCUACUAAAACUAAUGUACACAAUGAUAGAAAUAAUCCAGUAGUGAGGUAUGCCAAAAGUUUACUGGACGUUAAGUGGUGGAAAAUGAUCGCAAAACUAGCCCUACCGUCCCGUUGGUUGGCGCGCCUGACGGUCACCAAUACUGGCCAACCGGAAGAACUCGUUUACUUCAAUAAACUAAUGACGGAUAUCAUCGAAACGCGCAGUAAGUUUACGGACGCCUCCAACAAGUAUACGGACUUUUUGCAGACCCUAUUGGACGCUAAUAAGGAUUCCGACGCAGCGCCUGGAGUUUAUAAGUCUAAUGAAGAACCGAAUAAACCUUUGAAGGGAACGGGAGAUAAGACACAAAUCGUUUCAUUAAAAAAUCAUUUGAGUGACGAUGAGGUGCGCGCUCAGAUAUACUUCAUAUUGACUACAGCCUACGAUACCCUUAAACGCACCCUGGCCUAUGCCAUUUACGAGCUGGCCAUCAACCCGCACCACCAGCAACGCCUAUUUGUUGAGCUCCGGGAGAUAUUACAACCUGACGGCGACAUUGACUACGACGUCCUACAGUCCCUACCAUUUAUGGAGGCAGUGGUAUCCGAGACCAUACGCCUACACCUGCCGGGUUUGCGAUUCAUACGACUGGCCACCAGGGAUUACACAUUAGGGACGACUGGGAUAACUUUGCGUAAAGGGGAUCAGGUGGACAUACCUGCCUACGCCAUGCACCAUAGCCAGGAGUAUUUUAAACAACCGUUCCAGUUUGACCCGGAUAGGUUUUUCGAUCCCGAGCGCCGGCAGAUGAUUAAACCCUACACAUACUUACCCUGGGGUGCUGGCCCUCGAAAUUGCAUUGGUAUGCGGAUCUCGCUUCUGGUGAUUAAGUUAACGUUGGCUCACGUCGUACGCCGUUACCGGUUGUACCGCACGGAGGAUACAGACGUUCCGCUGCAAUAUAAACGCAAUUACCAGAUGACGCACACGAAACAGGUUAUCGUGGGUAUUGAGCGCCGACCCCAUUAA